AUGAUCCAUCCCACAGUUCUCUACUUGAUGCUCAGCCUUGUGCUGCUCAUAAUAGCAAUCAUCGUGCACGUCCGCAGUUCGAACCUCUCACUCGCUAUCUCGCCAACCCUGUCAAUUCUUACAGUGAUUCUCCCGAUUCUGGGGUUUCUUAACACAGCUCUCUAUCCUAGUAUUCGCCGUACUACCAAGUCGUCUUCCAGCGGCAUAACCAAGCUAGCUCCUUUGAUUGUCCAGGUUCUUCAAGCCCUUAUCACCACCAUCCUGGCAACAUUACUUCUAGAGCGCGUAGUGCCAUCAGAAAUGAUGGGAUGCAUGCUCGAUAAGAAGUGGAUGGAUAUGUUUCGUGCUCAUGAUGCACGCAGCAUACGACGUAUUCAGGAUGCGUUUGACUGCUGCGGGCUGAACUCAAUCCGAGACCGAGCUUAUCCUUUCCCAAAUACAGCACCCAGCAGCUGUGCCGAAACAUAUGGAAGAACAAGUCCCUGCCGUGAACCUUGGUCAGGAGCCUUGCAGACACUAUCAUUGUUGGACUUCUCUGUCGUCCUCGGUGUCGGGCUGAUCCAGAUACUAGGGCUCCUCCUAGCCAAAAAAGAUUCCAGCUGGUUGGGUAACUGGCGAAACCAUGGCCAUGGACAAUCAGAACAACAGCACGAUGGCCGCCGCCCUUUACUGAUCGACAGGGAGAGGGAUGUCAUCGAGGAGGAAGAGGCUACCCCUGAGCGCCCAGAGAGGCCAUCACCGGGUUACGGGAGUGUACAAGAGAAUGAAUCGGGUCCUAGAGUCGUGCCAUCGGCCGUGGUCGAACGGAACAACUGGAGCGAGGAUUAA
Messenger RNA from Fusarium mangiferae, 828 nucleotides. RefSeq lists its product as uncharacterized. Gene Ontology annotation, cellular component: membrane. The transcript has 4 exons. Lineage: Eukaryota; Fungi; Ascomycota; Sordariomycetes; Hypocreales; Nectriaceae. Bases 1 to 828 code for a protein of 275 amino acids. The record is from RefSeq and is a predicted model, not a curated record.